This is a messenger RNA of Aspergillus calidoustus, 1068 nucleotides long. The record is from the annotation of a GenBank genome assembly. Lineage: Eukaryota; Fungi; Ascomycota; Eurotiomycetes; Eurotiales; Aspergillaceae.
AUGGUGUCUUCAUCAGCGCCAUUGUCUACCGCAACAGCUGCAGUCAUCGACUCGCCCGAGUCGUCGCGUAAUAUCUCAAAAACAACAGCUGCGGCGCCGGCCGCCUCGACGGGUUCGAAACGUGACUACAAGGGUUUUGUUGCUGGGGUGUUUUCUGGUAUUGCUAAAUUAAGUGUCGGUCAUCCGUAUGUUUUCACCUUUCGCAUGCGUUUCUACUUGUUUGAUACUGUCAAAGUUCGGUUACAAACGAGCAAGGAUGGACAUUUCAAGGGUCCCUUGGACUGCGUGCUGCAGACGGUUAGGAAAGAGGGCGUUGCUGGAUUAUACAAGGGCGCAACGCCGCCGCUGGUAGGGUGGAUGAUGAUGGACUCUAUAAUGCUUGGUUCCCUAACAUUAUAUCGUCGAUUACUUCUAGAGAAUAUUUUCUCGAAGCCUUCAGUGCGGGCUAUCACGCCCUUUGCCAAGUAUCAAUCAGAUCCCCAUACGCUACCUAGUUUCGGCCAUGGUAUCGCGGGUAUCAUGGCGGGGACAACGGUCAGCUUCAUAGCCGCUCCUGUCGAGCAUGUCAAGGCACGCCUACAGAUUCAGUAUGCGGCGGACAAGUCGAAGCGUUUAUACAGCGGGCCAAUUGACUGCAUUCGCAAGAUUCUCCGCACACACGGCUUAACAGGCCUCUACCGCGGCCUCUGUGCAACGAUGCUCUUCCGAUCCUUCUUCUUCUUCUGGUGGGGUUCCUAUGACGUUCUAAGCCGCAUGAUGAAAGAGCGGACAAGUCUCUCAGCACCAGCCAUCAACUUCUGGGCUGGCGGUAUCUCAGCGCAGAUCUUUUGGAUCACGUCGUACCCGUCAGAUGUAGUGAAACAGCGCCUGAUGACAGAUCCAAUGGGUGGUGCUCUCGGUGACGGGCACCGAAAGUUCCGGUGGUGGAGGGAGGCGGCAGCAGCGGUUUAUCGGGAGCGAGGGUGGAGAGGGUACUGGAGGGGCUUCGUACCUUGCUUUUUGCGCGCAUUCCCGGCGAAUGCGAUGGCGUUGGUUGCAUUUGAGGGUGUGAUGCGCUGGUUGCCGUAG